Hippocampus comes (tiger tail seahorse) is the source of this 570-nucleotide messenger RNA. RefSeq names its product protein lifeguard 1-like. The transcript has 2 exons. The record is from RefSeq and is a predicted model, not a curated record. Gene Ontology annotation, biological process: negative regulation of apoptotic signaling pathway. NCBI's taxonomy places the organism in Eukaryota, Metazoa, Chordata, Actinopteri, Syngnathiformes, Syngnathidae. The coding region runs from base 37 to 555 and encodes 172 amino acids. Gene Ontology annotation, cellular component: endoplasmic reticulum; membrane; Golgi apparatus.
GCAAAUCAAUGUUUUUUGUCUGUUUUAAUCUCUAGAAUGUCAGAUCUAGGGGAGACAACGUUCGAGCCCUCGGGUUCCGAUGUGUCCGCUCAACCAUCGCCCCCUCCGUACGAAGAACCGAUACAGCAAGAUCCGCCGCCCUACUCCCAAGACUUAGUAGUGGAACAUGAUGAACCCAAAGGUGAAACGAUGGAAUGCAACGUGGCAGAGGGUGACCAGCCCUGCCCCGAAAUGAAAGCGGAGGGUCAGUCUGAGGAAGUCCCGUUGGCAGAGACGUCGGCUUUCGACGACAAGACAGUCAGGAGAGCGUUUGUUCGCAAGGUGUUCAGCAUCCUGACCCUGCAGCUGGUGUUCACAUUCAGCGUGGUGAGCGUGUUCACCUUCUCGAGUGUGGUGAAGAAGGCGGUGCAGAGGAACAUUUGGGUUUAUGUUAGCUCCUUCAUCAUCUUCCUCGUGGUCUGCAUUGCUCUGAACUGCGCCAAGUCCCUCCGACGCAAACACCCCUGGAACAUCAUCGGUCUGGUGGGUGACCCCCGAAUAUAUAGUGCUACUUAGUGCUGUGGUGUUCAU